Molecule: messenger RNA, 832 nt
Organism: Cherax quadricarinatus
Lineage: Eukaryota; Metazoa; Arthropoda; Malacostraca; Decapoda; Parastacidae
Source: RefSeq, a predicted model, not a curated record
UCUCUUACUUUGUUUUGGGAUAGGUCAAGUCAAGGAAUUCCGGGACCUACCUCACAGACUGCCUCCAGCUCUUGAGCCUAAAACAGAAAGAAUUACUUCAAAAACAGACAAAACGCGAAUUAAUGCUGCUGACAAAGAACGCAUUAACUCCUUAGAAAAAGACAGAGCAACCAGUGCCGUUGUCGAAGAUAAUAAUAAGGUUGAACUAAACAGCAGUAGAGAAGUUGGUGCAUCAGUAGCAGGUACUGCACCACCUCACCUGCCUCCACCACAAUUACCUCCUAAGCCUGUUCGGGAACUUGCACGGGUCAUGUUCCCAUAUGCAGCAGAACACGAGGAUGAGUUGGAACUGAAGGAAGGAGACAUCAUCACUGUCCUGUGUAAAGAGCUUGAAGACAAAGGUUGGUGGAGAGGAGAACUUCAAGGUCAAAUAGGAGUAUUCCCAGACAACUUUGUGGAGUUAAUGAGUGUGGAGGAAAUGGGAAAGCCUCCUCGGCCAGAGAAAACUGCAGCUGUGUUGGCCAAGAAAGGGUCACCAUCACCCAGCAGUUCAGCAGACAGCACCCCAACAGGAACACUUAACAAACCAGCAGAAAUAAAACCAAAACCAGUUCAGGGAACAGGCUAUGGCGUUAAACUUGCAGACCUUAAGAAAGAAGGGACCACUAAGAAGGAGCCAGAAAACUUGACAAGUAAUGGCACAGCAAAAAUCCUGGGAUCUUCAGGUUCUUCAGCAUUCCAGCCAGUACAGAAAACAAAAGAAACUCUCAAGGAAAAUGGUAAGUACUUUAUAUGGGAAGAUCUGAGAGUCUUCACUGUGCUGCAUUUAUGA